AUGACAACGAAAGAAACCAGAGGUUCAUGUAACAUGAAAACCAUUUUAUUGGAUGCUUAUUUGCUCAGCAGUAAUAGGCUGCAGAAAAUAAUUGACAAAGUGGGAAUUUUGAAUUGUUGUGCAAGAUUUUGGGUUGUACAAGAAACUUUUACCAGUUUAGGGACGAAGAAACUUCCACAGAAAACUUUAAAAGGAACAAGUACAAGUGGAAAUUCUUUCAAUCCAUUGAAAGAUGUUAUUAAAAAUUUCUAUGAAUUCAAUUUCUUCGCAUUCUAUUCACAAAGUCCUAUUAAACAUGUUGAAAUUUAUGCAUAA
Messenger RNA from Clunio marinus, 315 nucleotides. The record is from the annotation of a GenBank genome assembly. Lineage: Eukaryota; Metazoa; Arthropoda; Insecta; Diptera; Chironomidae.